Neohortaea acidophila is the source of this 234-nucleotide messenger RNA. RefSeq lists its product as uncharacterized. The annotation marks the transcript as partial. The record is from RefSeq and is a predicted model, not a curated record. The transcript has a single exon. NCBI's taxonomy places the organism in Eukaryota, Fungi, Ascomycota, Dothideomycetes, Mycosphaerellales, Teratosphaeriaceae.
AGCGACUCGUCGAUACGGAUACUCAACCAGAGACCCAAGCCCCAGUGCUGGGAGCAUGGAUGCAAUGGACGGCAAUUCUCGACAUUCAGCAACCUGUUACGACACCAGCGCGAAAAGUCUGGCACGGCGGCGAAAUCAUAUUGUCCCAAGUGCGGUGCCGAGUUCACCCGGACGACUGCGCGCAACGGCCAUCUGGCUCACGAUAAAUGUACCAAGCAAGGACGACCAUCGGAA